Molecule: messenger RNA, 5897 nt
Organism: Gasterosteus aculeatus aculeatus (three-spined stickleback)
Lineage: Eukaryota; Metazoa; Chordata; Actinopteri; Perciformes; Gasterosteidae
Product: photoreceptor-specific nuclear receptor
Biological process (GO): regulation of DNA-templated transcription
Molecular function (GO): sequence-specific DNA binding; zinc ion binding; DNA-binding transcription factor activity
Source: RefSeq, a predicted model, not a curated record
AAGAGGCUCAGCGCCUGCAGUCAGAUCCAAGAAGCAGCUUUAUCACACUGUUACGUAACACACACACACACACACACACACACAGGUACAGGACUGAUGUGAGGACACAGCCACACCGCCAUCGUCAGCACUGGGCAGAUCAGAUUUAACUGCCCCCCGCCCUCAUGACCCCCCCCUCCUUAAGUUUCCCUCAUGGCCCGUGGUAACACUCUCCCUGGGUGUGCUUUCUUUGUGCGCGUGUGUUGUACAUCCUCUCUCACGUGCGUUGCCUCCUCCGGCUGGCGAGGAUGUAAUCAGGUGAGUUAUGAGGCGUGAGCGACAGACGUGACAAAAGCGCUUUGGACACAAACACGGCCGACAUGUUUCACAUCAGAUACAUUCUUUAUGACUUGUUCGGUCGUCUCAUAAUGGAAACUACGAUUACUGAUGACACCUGAAAAUAUGUGAGAGGUGUUAUAGUAAUACUAGUGAUACACAAACGCUAUUUCUUUGGGAAGUUUCCUUUUUUUUUCAAAUUAAUUUUGAAAAAUUAAGGAAAGAAAUUCAGAAUUAUAAACACAAUGUAAUUAUUAAUGUAUAAAUGCAAAUAACAUCAGUCAUAAUAAUAAAAUAAUAGUACAAAAAUGAAACAUCUUAAAACAUGGAGCUAUUUUUCGUUGUAUAAUAAUUUGAGAAUUUCCUACAUUCCACGGUUAAAAUCAGUGAAAUAAAACAAAUCAAACAUUAAAGAAACACGAAGAGUCUUCGGCUUCAUCGGACGUAAACCUGUCGAUGGAGGUUUUAACAGACUAUGAAGUAAAGAAUUAACAUGGUUACAUAACACGGCUCCUCUAAUCACUCUUUGAAUCCUAAUAUGUGCUGGCAUAAUCUAUGGCCUGCUCAUGUAAGCAAGCCGUGGCCUAAAACGUGACGGUGUCACAGUUUAUGAAGCUUAUGACUAUUAAUUAUCAUCGUUGUUGUUGAGCAGCAGACUCAUCUUCUAAACAUAGAGAGCAGAUCUGAUCCUGCAGCCGGUGUCACGUUUAAACAGGUGAGGGAACAAGUGAUGUGUGUUUGUUGUUCCCAAAGAUCUACAUGUAGUUAUUGUUGUAAUUUAUAAUUCUUCUUCUCUAUAAGACACAAAUGCUGGCGUGAGAACAGAAGCAGAAAUGGAAACUCGUAUGACGGCCGUGUAUAUAAUGCAUUGUAAACAGGCCGUUAUAGUUUCUAUGUGUUAUAAACAACAAACGUUGCAUACAAGAUGAUCAACUGAAGACUGAUCAUCAACGCUUGAGGCAAAAUAUUGAUUAAAGAAAAAAGCUUCAGGAAUGUGAAUGACAACUAUCCCAAAAUGUUUAUACCCCCCCAUUCUUUUUUAUUAAUAUGAAAUCUUUGUCAUUAUUAUUGAGGGGUUGCAAACCAUGACCCUGUUUGCAUUUAAUUGAGUGGAUAAUACAUAUAUGCUUUCAAUAAUUAAUAAAGCAAUAAUGCAGAACCUCAUGAGGUCACUUUCAUAAGAUAUUAAAAGGCACCACCAGCAGAUUAUAAGUAACUUAACGCUGCAUAAUACAUGAAGAAGCGAUGGUUUGGACACCGGUCAGUUAUCUGCUUCUAAUCUAAUCUAAUGAAUGCUGUUUCUGAGGUUUUCUACUUUUUAACAAGACAAUGAGACGUUUGAUCGAACGGUUAUGAAAUUAAGCUCCUAAUUAAAUGAGAGUGUCUUUUGGGCUUUUGCUUCAUCAUAAAAAAUAAUGCAGAUUUUUGUUUUUGUUAAAUCUUUUGAACUAAAAACGUAAUAUUACAUGAAUGCAUUACACUUCUGUAGGUUGUAAUCAAUUUGUUCUUAACAAUCAAAUGGUGGAAAUCUGGGUGGAAAUCUCCCUUUAGCACGUUUCCUUACUGUCUUUUUAAAAACAGGAAUUACUUUAUACCCAUCAGGACUAAUCAGCGCGUAACUGGGUGGAAUCCCCCGAGAAACACUGAUCUCAGACGACUAAUUAACUGGUAAAUCUUACAAAGGUCACCAGUGUGUUGGCCAAAGCAUGAAGAGAGUAGCCACCAUAUGGCGAAAGAUGCCCACAAGAAGUGUGUCUUCACUGCUCUUUUAAUCUUUUGAGCUAAUUCUGUGUCUUCUCCCCCCGUCUUCUGGUGAUUGCCGAUGGGGCCCCGGCAGACGAAAUGUGGUCGACCUCUAAUCUACUUAACUGCUUUCCACUUUGUUUUUUUCCAAUUAUGGUGGAGCCGUGUUAUUGUGGAGCUGGAGGUCGCUGGCGUCGUCAUGGAUUCUGCCCUCAGAGCACAUUUUCCUCUUACGGUGUUGAGCAGCAAUGAAACGGUUCUGACCGCGAGGGCGGUUGUUGAAAAACCCAAUUGUGCAAAAGAUUAUGUUUCUACAUGGAUAGUAAAAUCAAACGACUCUGUUUGUCCGACCCGCCCGGCCGCUCCUUCCGUCGACUUCCUCGCUCCUCGUCCGCCGACCUUCAGAGCAUCUACGCUCGUCUACGUCGUGGCGUGAGACGACGCACGCCGCUUCGAGGGGAGUUAUCACCUGGCCGUUACUGUUCUCAGUGAACAUUGUGGACCGGCACCGAACGGCCGACGCACACAGUCAUCGACUAUCUGGAGAGGAAAGUGGAGCAUUUAGCAGCUAGAGGAAAAAACAGGCCUAAAAGGAGAGAGCUCAUCACUCCAGAUGAACGUUAAUGCUGCUCAUUAAUGUGUCUUUUUCUUGUCGGUCUUCGCCUUUCUUGUCUUAACCACGGCAGGAUCACGCAGUGCAUUUCAUCUCAGCCGUAAUUGACCGUCAUUUUUCUGCUAAAUACAGCAAGUCAAUUUGACAUAAAGAUGAUUGCGUGGCUGCAUUUGUCUUAUUCUCUGGUGGCUGGCGGCUUUGAUCGCUGCCUGUGUAAAUGCCACACAUAUGAUGAUUCUGGCUUAUUAAUAAUUAAUGGGAGACCCUCAUGAAUGAGCUAAUUUAGUGUCGGCUGAGACAGCCCUCCAAAACUCUGUUAUUCCCCCUGUGACCUUUUUGUUCUGGCAGCCAGAGGGAAGCGGAUGAUCUCUAGUUUGUGCAAAAAAAAAAAGAGUGAAAUGGGAGUUAAUAGGCAGCUCCUCGGCAAACACUGGGGGUCAUUAUGAAUUGGAAGCAAUCACACAGAUCAAAUAUACGGCAGGCGGAAAUGGAGCUGGAAUUUGAAAGGGGAAAUACAACAAAUUGAGGAGGCUGGUAAAUAUAAUAAUGCGCGCCUCACGCAAUCAUCCCUUUUAAAUGCAGACACCGAAGAGGAGCGUUGACUGAUGGACGCCCUCAUGGACAGAGGAGACACCAGGAGACGGAGCCGCAUGGGAACCCGGUCUAAAGUUACAUCUCUUCUGACAGAGAGCUUCAGGCGUCGUCGCUGUUGCUGUUUUUCCCUCUUCUCCCGCUCGCAGACCUGACGGAGAAGCGCCAAUGCUCCGUCGAUGCGACCGAUUGAUCCAGUGGAUGAACAGUAAAGAUUAAGGGGAUGCCAAAUAGACCUGCUGCUUACACAGCGCGUGGGGCUAAUCCUCUUCCUCCAGCACCUCCACCCCCUCACCACCACCACCACCCGCCCCCUCCCCCCCUGGGCUCCCUUUUGAGGCACUGCCCCCGGGGAAGCGCCCACAGACAGUGACGGACCCCGACGGCAGCCUGUUGACCUGCCGCACAGGAACCAGAGGCUGCGACACAGUGCAGGAGCCGUCUGCCCAGCGGGGACCACUCGAGGCCGGACGCCUACGUCAUUCUUAUUUAUUCAAACCCAGAGAGGGGACUCUUUUUUUUUUUUUUUUUUGGUGCUUUCUUGAUAAAUGACAAACUUUGGAGAAGAGGAUUAACAGUUUGCCAAGAGAGUUCCUCAUCUCCGUUUGCCAUUUUAGAAAGAACACACAAUGAUGAUGGAGGGUCACCUGUUGCAGGUCCCCAUGGCGCCGUCCCCUCCCCACAGCGAGUCCCCUGGGAGCGUCGUGAUGGACGACAGCAGAGGAGCCAAGAGUCCGUCCCCGGGCAAAGCUCCGAGCCCGGCUCUGGUCUGCAAAGUGUGCGGAGACACCAGCAGCGGGAAGCACUACGGCAUCUACGCCUGCAACGGCUGCAGCGGCUUCUUCAAGCGCAGCGUGAGGAGGAGGCUCAUCUACAGGUGCCAGGCCGGUACUGGCAUGUGUCCGGUGGACAAAGCUCAUCGCAACCAGUGCCAGGCGUGCCGGCUGAAGAAGUGCCUGCAGGCCGGCAUGAACAAGGACGCAGUACAGAACGAGCGGCAGCCCCGCAGCACAGCUCAGGUGCGCCUGGACUCCAUCGACGUGGACCCUGACAAGGAGCACCUGGCCACGACGCGGGAGCCCACCUCCUCCUCUUCCUCCUCCUCCUCCUCCUCCGCCUCCUCUUCCGCCUCCUCGUCCUCCUUCUCCUCAGUCAUCACGUGGCCCCACAUUACCUCCUCCGUGUCCAUCGCCUCCUCUGCUGCCCCGCAGCGCUGCGUCAGCCCGCAGAACAACCACCGCUUCAUGGCCAGCCUCAUGACGGCCGAGACCUGCGCCAAGCUGGAGCCCGAGGACGUUGACGAGAACAUCGACGUGACGGGCAACGAGCCGGAGCGAGCCUCCUCGGAGUACCACGUGGCUCUCUACCCGCCCAGCUCCGAGAACGUGUUCGAGACCUCGGCCAGGCUGCUCUUCAUGUCGGUGAAGUGGACCAAGAACCUGCCCGUGUUUUCUAACCUGCCCUUCAGAGACCAGGUGAUCCUGCUGGAGGAGGCGUGGAGCGAGCUCUUCCUGCUCUGCGCCAUCCAGUGGUCUCUGCCUCUGGACAGCUGCCCGCUGCUCUCUCUGCCGGACCUCUGCCCCGGCUCGCAGGGGAAGACCAGCUACACCAGCCUGGACCUGCGCCUCCUGCAGGAGGUCUUCAGCCGCUUCAAGGCCCUCGCCGUCGAUCCCACGGAGUUCGCCUGCCUCAAGGCCGUCGUGCUCUUCAAACCGGAGACUCGUGGUUUGAAGGAUCCAGAACAGGUGGAGAACCUGCAGGAUCAGUCUCAGGUGAUGCUGGGACAGCACAUCUGCUCACACUACCCGAGUCAACCAUCCAGAUUUGGAAAGCUGCUUCUUCUUCUUCCUUCUCUGCGCUUUGUGAACUCGGAGCGGAUCGAGCUGCUGUUCUUCCACCGGACCAUCGGAAACACUCCCAUGGAGAAGCUGCUGUGUGACAUGUUCAAAAACUAAAGCCCCGUGCAGCCGUCAAUAACCUGUCAAUAACCUCCAUGUUUCAACGAUAUUUGCUUUGUGUUUCUGUAAACAUAUCAGAGAUUCUGCGUGCUGUUGUUGUUGUUUCUUUAAUGUUUCUUUAAUUAAUUCUUUGAUGCCACUUUAUUGUUCGUCUGUUGUUUCCACAUCAGGUCAUUCUGAAAAUCCGAUUCUUAUCCUCAUGCUUGCAGUCCAUUUGUAUCAUAUUUAGAUUUUGAUUUGUGUCCGAAGAGACUCGUGCACACAUUUCGUCUUUAGCGUCUCAUUGUUUAUGUGACAUUUACAAUGCAGAUCUUUAUUUGUUAGCUGAUAGAUGGGCUGUAAAACGCCUGCUGUCAACGAUCGGACUCUUAUAUUCAUAUUUUAAUGUCUUGACAAAGUAAAAAUAUGCUUGAAAGUGUUUUUGAUCAGUUUUUUUUUUUUUUUUUUUUACAUUUUAGCCUAAAAUACUUCAUCAUGCCUGAAUUUAAAGAUACAAAUUUAUAAGAAAAAGGAAAAAUAAAUAAAUGGCACAUAUUGUGUGUCAGCUAUUGUGUGUGUUAAAGGGGGAAUCAACCAAACAGCGCCCUCCUCUGUCUGGUGUAUCACACAGAACCCUCAACACACACACACACACACACACACACACACACACACACACACACACACACACACACACA